Molecule: messenger RNA, 519 nt
Organism: Grosmannia clavigera kw1407
Lineage: Eukaryota; Fungi; Ascomycota; Sordariomycetes; Ophiostomatales; Ophiostomataceae
Exons: 2
Coding region: 1-519 (172 amino acids)
Source: RefSeq, a predicted model, not a curated record
AUGGCAGCGUUGGUCGGGCGUGAGAGCGGCCGAAUACGACACUGGGAGCAAUGCGGCCGUCUCGACACCACGCACGCAUCGAGAGAGCAGCGGUCUGCAGCGACACCGGCGGUCCGGUUCGGACGCCUUAGUUGUGCCUGGUGUGCGAACGCUGACGAACGACGGGGCGGCGAGGCAGAGCGUGCCCGUACUGGCAAGAUAGCAUACAUUGUACGGAGUAAGCGUGUGCAGUGUCAGGGAGCAAGUAAGAUCGUCGUCGCACAGGAGGCGGGCUUGGGGGCCUUCGGCCUGGAAACAACGCCCCGCUUGUCUUAUUUUGACCCGACCGCCCCUUCAGGACUUCUGCUAGCGCAGGUUUCGCAGCCUGCGGCUAGCCCAGAGGGGCCAGAGGGGAGUGCACUUCUGCCCGAUGGAGUUGGGUUCGAUGUUGUAUGUAGAGAAGAGAUCGAAGGAAGAUACUUUGUACAGAGACGAUGUGCUGCAACUCGGGGCGACUGGGCAGAAGUGCUGCUCGUAUGA